AUGGAUGGCUUGUUCUCAUCGAAAAAGCAAAAGGAUCAGCUGGUUUACAAAACCGUUAUAGAUGGUUUGAGAAACCUGUACUUUAAGCACCUUCUUCCACUUGAAUCGGCUUAUAAGUUUCAUGAGUUUCACUCUCCCGCUUUGGAGCAGGCGGACUUCGAGUCUACUCCGAUGGUCUUGCUUGUUGGUCAAUAUUCGACAGGCAAAACCACAUUCAUCCGAUACUUGAUUGGAGAAGACUUUCCGGGAAUGCGUAUUGGCCCUGAACCCACCACUGACAAGUUUAUUGCUAUCAUGCAUGGCGAGCAAUCCUCUAUCAUACCUGGGAAUGCUCUUGUUGUCGACCCAAAGAAACAAUUCCGCCCCCUCUCAUCUUUCGGAAACAACUUUUUGAACCGCUUUCAAUGUUCUCUUCUGAACAAUAAAGUUCUUGAGGGAAUUUCUCUGGUCGAUACCCCUGGUAUUCUUAGUGGUGAAAAGCAACGACUUGGUCGUGGUUAUGAUCUCACUGGUGUCAUCGAGUGGUUCGCUCACCAUGUCGAUCGUAUCAUUCUGCUUUUUGAUGCCCACAAAUUGGACAUCUCCGAUGAAUUCAAAUCCGUUAUCGAGGCUAUUAAGGGCAACGAGGAUAAAGUUCGUAUUGUUCUCAAUAAGGCUGACAUGGUUGAUUUUCAACAACUCAUGCGUGUCUAUGGUGCCCUGAUGUGGAACCUUGGAAAAAUUUUGGGGACUCCCGAGGUCGCUCGUGUUUACAUUGGUAGCUUCUGGGAUCAACAGCUACACUUCGAUACUAACCGUCGUCUUUUUGAGUUGGAACAAGCUGAUCUCUUUCAAGAUCUUCAAAGCCUCCCCGCUUAUUCCACCGUUCGUAAGCUGAAUGAUCUGAUCCGUCGAGCUCGACUUGCUAAGGUUCACGCCUACAUCAUCUCUGAACUCAAGCGUCAAAUGCCCGCUUUGAUUGGCAAGGAGACCAAAAAGAAGGAGUUGAUUGCCAGCCUGCCAGCAAUCUACGAGAACCUCUCUCGCACCCACCACAUCUCUAUUGGUGACUUCCCACCGAUAGACAAGAUGAAGGAGCUACUGUCCAAGCAGGACUUCAAAUCUUUCAGCUCUCUUCAACCCAAGCUCAUUUCUGGUGUCGACAAGAUGCUCUCUGAUGACAUUGCAAAACUGAUGCAACUUAUUCCUCAAGAACAAAGGUCUGAUUCUGAAGCUUACCGUCCACGUGUUGAGGGUGGUGCUUUCGAUAACUGCGAGACACCUUUCGGUUAUGGAGCUUCUGAAGGUAUCAACCGCGGCAAAUUUGAGUGUUCCUGGAUUGUUGAACGUGAAGUUCCUGAAGCUUUUGAGCUUUUCAAUAAACUCGACACGGUGAGUGGUAAAAUGAGUGGAGAAACUGCUCGUGUUGAGCUGCUCAAGUCGCACCUGCCUGCUGCCACUCUUCGUCGUAUCUGGACUCUGAGUGAUGUUGACAAGGAUGGUUACUUGACUGUUGAUGAGUUCGCGUUAGCCAAAUACCUAAUCAAAUUGAAGUUGGAAGACCACGAGUUGCCUGCCACCCUUCCCGAACACCUCUAUCCACCCUCAAUGCAAGCCUAUAAGCCGGUGCGAAAUGGUGCUGGAAGUACUAAUGGAUCCAUUCAAAGCAUUCCUAACUCCUCUUCAAUUUCGGCAAAUGGCGGUGAUGCGUAG
Molecule: messenger RNA, 1692 nt
Organism: Rodentolepis nana
Lineage: Eukaryota; Metazoa; Platyhelminthes; Cestoda; Cyclophyllidea; Hymenolepididae
Source: the annotation of a GenBank genome assembly